UGCACUCCGUGCCUGCAGGAAUGUCUUAAGCCGAAAAAGCCGGUCUGUGGUGUGUGCCGCAGUACCCUGUCACCUGGGAGCAGAGCUCUGGACUUGGAAAAGCAAAUUGAAACGACAGAAACCACUUGCAAUGGCUGCAAUAAAAAAAUGUAUCUCUCAAAGAUGCGCAGCCAUGCAGCUUCUUGUUCAAAGUACCAGAAUUACAUCAUGGAAGGUGUGAAAGCUGUAACGAAAGAACCACUUCACAACACCAGGAACUUCCCGAAUCGCUUUACCUUUCCUUGCCCAUAUUGCAGCGAGAAAAACUUUGAUCAAGAAGGACUAGUUGAACACUGCAAAACAUUGCACAGCAUGGAUGCAAAACAAGUGGUUUGCCCAAUUUGUGCCUCAAUGCCAUGGGGAGAUCCAAAUUACAGGAGUGCUAACUUCAUGGAGCACCUUCAAAGACGACAUCGCUUUUCAUAUGAUACUUUUGUGGAUUACGAUGCUGAUGAAGAUGAUAUGAUGGCACAGGUUUUGAUGCGUUCUUUGCGAGAUAAAUGAACCAACCAGAAGAUUAGCUGUAAAAUCAAGCUUCCAUGAGGGGGAAAUGCCCAGCAUCCUCGCACUUCUCCCUGUGCAUUCAGAGAUUAACUCAGGCAUCCAUGAAUACGGAAGACUUCAAUCCCUACCCCGGUUUCAAAUCCAA
Messenger RNA from Nestor notabilis (Kea), 688 nucleotides. It is a transcript of the gene RNF114, whose product is annotated as ring finger protein 114. Gene Ontology annotation, biological process: ubiquitin-dependent protein catabolic process; protein polyubiquitination. The transcript is spliced from 5 exons. The record is from RefSeq and is a predicted model, not a curated record. Gene Ontology annotation, molecular function: ubiquitin protein ligase activity. Bases 148 to 543 code for a protein of 131 amino acids. NCBI's taxonomy places the organism in Eukaryota, Metazoa, Chordata, Aves, Psittaciformes, Psittacidae.